Molecule: messenger RNA, 1231 nt
Organism: Hibiscus syriacus
Lineage: Eukaryota; Viridiplantae; Streptophyta; Magnoliopsida; Malvales; Malvaceae
Product: probable protein S-acyltransferase 3
Exons: 6
Coding region: 1-1209 (402 amino acids)
Biological process (GO): protein targeting to membrane; peptidyl-L-cysteine S-palmitoylation
Cellular component (GO): Golgi apparatus; endoplasmic reticulum
Molecular function (GO): protein-cysteine S-palmitoyltransferase activity
Source: RefSeq, a predicted model, not a curated record
AUGAUGAUGAUGAUCAUCUGUUUUGGCUUUCAGGUUUUCUCCCUUCUGGGUGUUCAUCAUCGCCCUUUUUCAGAUAGCUUCCAUCUUUGUUUUCGAAUAAAAAUACCCGAAAAAAUGGGGUUAUUUAGAAAUAAGAAGAACCAAAUUUAUGACUCUUCCUCCGUUGACAUGGAAAGCUCCCCUCCUAAACCCACGCCCAAGAGGAUUUAUCAAGCUUGGCAAGGGAAUAAUAAAUUUUGUUGUGGUGGUAGAGUGUUGAUGGGCCCCGAUGCAUCUUCACUCUUCUUAACUUCGUUUCUAAUUGGAGGCCCUUCAUUGGCAUUCUGCAUAAAAAUGUUGGUGACUAUGAAGGCCAAUGAUUCUUUCCACUUCCACAUAAUGAUCGGGGGAUUCGUCCUCCUUGUUUUGGAUUUUAGUUUCCUGUUCCUGACAAGUAGUGGAGAUCCUGGAAUAAUACCCAGGAAUUCAAAACCACCCGAACCAGCGUUGGAUGGGGCUAAACCAUGGGACUGGGCCAACAACAAACCGAACCUCAAAAUCCCAAAGCUGAAGGAUGUGUUGUUGAAGAAUGGUGAAACGGUUAAAGUCAAGUUUUGUGAAACAUGCCUGCUGUAUCGUACUCCUCGAGCAUCCCAUUGCUCUAUUUGCAACAACUGUGUGCAGAAGUUCGAUCACCAUUGUCCAUGGGUGGGUCAAUGCAUUGGACUUCGCAACUACCCUUUCUUCAUUUGUUUUAUAUCAUCUUCCACUACAUUGUGUAUAUAUGUGUUCUCGUGUUCGUGGAUCAACAUUCUCCGACAACCGCGGGGCCUGUGGAGUGCCAUGUCUGGUGAUAUACUAUCUGUGGUGCUCAUCAUCUAUUGCUUCCUAGCCAUCUGGUUUGUUGGAGGCCUAACAGUUUUCCAUUUCUAUCUCAUUUGGACUAACCAGACAACCUAUGAAAGCUUUCGUUACCGAUACGAAAAAAAGAAUAAUCCCUUUAAUAAAGGUGCACUAAGGAACUCCACAGAAGUUUUAUUUACAAGGAUUCCACCAUCACAGCUCAAGUUGAGGGCAUGGGUCACAGAAGAUGACAAUCUUGCAAUCAAGGACAACAAAUUAGACAUGGAAAUGGGUGCUAAACACAACAUGGAUGGUGUUAAAUAUCCAGCUCAUUGGCAGAAGUUCAACUAUGAUAGUUUUGAUAAUAAUUUAAAGGCCAAGGGCUGAGACUUGGAUGCACUUUAAUCCU